This is a messenger RNA of Cryptosporidium ubiquitum, 1215 nucleotides long. RefSeq lists its product as uncharacterized. Gene Ontology annotation, molecular function: GTPase activator activity. Gene Ontology annotation, biological process: negative regulation of TORC1 signaling; positive regulation of autophagy. Bases 1 to 1215 code for a protein of 404 amino acids. The transcript has a single exon. Gene Ontology annotation, cellular component: vacuolar membrane; GATOR1 complex. The record is from RefSeq and is a predicted model, not a curated record. Lineage: Eukaryota; Apicomplexa; Conoidasida; Eucoccidiorida; Cryptosporidiidae.
AUGAGUGAGGAUUUUUUGUUAUGGCCAAAAAUAGAGGCCAUUAUUUUCUGUAAAUUUGAUGAAGAACUUGGCCCAAUUGUGCUUUGUAGCAGCCCUUCAGAUAUUUUUGGAUCCGAAAAGCCUCAGUUAUGUUCAAUAAUAACAAAAUAUCUACUACCAGAUAUUCACUUCGCCGGGAAAACAAUUUCAUUUGUGAUCGGUAAUAAAUGGAAAGCUAUAGGAGUCCCAAUAUUUAUUGAAGGUAGCCAGUAUUUAAGAAACAGCUUUCAGUUUACGGUAUGUAUCAUUGUAAAAAAAACAUCUUACAAUUUUUAUCAAGAAGUUUAUUCAAGGCAUAUCGCUCGGAUUCUUGGUUCGGCGUUCAAAUUAUUGGAAGAAGAUUGUGGAAUACUUUAUUACUAUUGUACAUAUGCUGAAAACCUUCCUGAUUUGUUGAAAAAAAUAACGAAAAACAAUAAUGAGAUUUUAUCAUUUCCUAAGAACAUCUUGGAAGUUAUUGAAAAUGUUAGAUCUCAACUUAAUCAAAAACACCAGGUAUUUUUUGAAUUUGGAGAUGCCAGUAUUUUAAAUUUCAGAAUUAGAAAGCCUUCGUGCAAUAUAAUAAUAAAUCCGGAAGAUAUUCCAUUCCCUUCUGAAAAAAAAAUGAUCUCAGAUAUUAAACACAUUGGUAUAGAUUUUUCACUAAUUAAAAUAUUACCUUAUAUUAAUGGAGUUAAUACUAUCUUUGAAAUAUCAAAAUAUUGUUCAUUACCUAUAGAAGAUGUAAUAUUAUGUAUGGAACACUUAGUUCUAUAUGGUUUAAUUAAUAUCAUUGAUAUGAUUUCUUCAGAAAACAGAUAUAGAUAUGUUGGUGACGAAGAUGAACAUGGCUUAUAUAGAAAGUUAUGUAACGAAUGUAUAAACGCAGGGAACGUAUUAUCAUUCACAAAAAAAUACUACCAAGAGCUUAAAAAACAUAAAAUUAAGAGCAUUUACAGAUUUAUUGCAAAUGGAGUUGUAUCUAAAAAAAUAAUUAGGCUCCACGAAAUUCCUAUCAUAUUUAUCAAAUCUACACCACAGCAUUCAGAAAUUGAAAAAAAAUUAUUGCAGCUUUGUAAUGGGAACAACACUUUAGACCAUAUACAAAUCCUAUUCGGGUUUAACAGCAAAUCCGAGAUUAUCAAAUUUAUUUAUAAUUUAUUUAAUGAUUCGUCCAUUUAUUGGGCAUAUCUUUAA